UUCCCGUCUCCGCUGAUCAAUCACUAAUAAAAUCUGAGUCCGUCCGUCGUCUCACUCAGUUCUGCUUCGUCUUCACCGUCAGGAUGAAGGUGUGUGUCCUCCUGAUGUGUGUGUGCUUUCUCUGCUGGACGACCGACGCAAGUCCAGAUGAGUCCAGAUCGUUUCUGAUUACAGCUCCUGUCUCGCUGCGUUUGGACGCCGUGGAGACGGUUCUGCUGCAGUUGUUUGGUUUCACAGAUGAGAUGAAGGUCUACGUGUACCUGAAGACCUCCAUGGCUCCGGACCACGUGGUUCUGGCCCAGGACGUCGUGACCCUCAACACCCAGAACGUCCACCAGGCUGCUGCCAAAGUCCGGCUGUACCCAGGUCAGCUGGAUAAAAGCGUCAAUCAUGUGAUCCUCCACGUCCAAUCCAGAGACUUCAACAAGCACCUGUCCAUCCCUGUGAGCCGCACCAACGGCUUCCUGUUCAUCCAGACCGACAAACCGCUGUACACGCCACAUCAGAGAGUCAAAGUCAGAGCGUUUUCUCUGAACCAGGAGCUGAGGCCGGCCAAUCGCAGCGUCUUCCUGACCUUCAAGGACCCGGAUCAUACAACGGUGGACAUCGUGGAGAUGAUUGAUGUCAACAACGGAAUCCCAUCCAUGCAGAAUCCGUUCAAGAUCCCCAUCAGACCAAAGUUGGGGAUUUGGACCAUUGAAGCUUCGUAUUCUGAUGAUUACACGACGACAGCAAAAACGAACUUUGAAGUUAAAGAAUACGUUCUUCCCAGUUUUUCCAUCCUGAUGGAGCCUGAGGUGAACUACAUCAGCUACGGACAGUUCAACCGCUUCAGCUUCAAGCUGUCUGCCAGGUAUCUUCACGGUGCUCCGGUGGCCGAUGGCGAGGUGCUUCUGCGUUACGGCUACAUCAGCGGGAAAGAUCCUCCAGUCAUCAUCCCCAGCGUGACCACGCACAGACUGUCCUCAGACGGUGACGUGGACGUGAGCGUGAACAUGGAGAAGCUUCUGUCCAAACACAACAAAGACCUCAACAGUCUGGAGGGGAAGUACCUGUACAUCGCCGUGCUGGUUGAGGAGGCCACAGGUGGGCUCUCUCAGGAGGCGGAGUUUGCUUCAGUGAAGUUUGUCAAAUCACCGUACAGCCUGAGGCUGGUGUCCACGCCCCUCUUCAUCAAACCUGGACUUCCUUACAGCGUCCAGGUGCUGGUGAAGGAUCACCUGGGCAAACCGGUGAGUCAGGUCCGGGUUCGCCUGGUGAAGCGACAGCUGUUCAUGAACGGGAUGGAGAACGAGGAAAUGCCCUGUCCUGACAGCGCCAACAGCCAAUCGGACGGCCUCGCUGUCUUCAUCUGCAACACGCCGAGAAACGGAGUGAAGGCGGUGCUGAAGUUUGAGACGGAGGACUCCGCCCUCCCUGCAGCCAGUCAGGCCAGUCUGAGUCUGGAGGCGGUGGCCUAUGAGUCCCCGAACCAGCGGUACCUUUACAUCGACCCCCCGCUGCCCGGCCAAGGUCUGGAGGUGGGGCGCUUUGCCAGCAUCAAGGUGUACUCGGCCACGCCCUCCUACAUACCUGUCAAUUCCCUCAACUACGUGGUGAUCUCUAAAGGGAAGGUGGUGGACUUCCGCAGUCAGAAGUUCCUCGCCUCCACCGAUAACAAACAGGUUCUGAGCUUCCGGCUGACACCCGUCAUGGUCCCGUCCAUCAGGCUGCUGGUCUACUACAUCCUGUUCGGGGAGGGGACAUCCGAGCUCGUGGCGGACUCCGUCUGGCUGGAAGUCAAAGACAAGUGUGUCAACGGACUCAAGACGGACCUGUCAUAUCGAAGUCGGGAAUACAAACCUAAAGAAAACAUCCAACUGGACAUUCAGACCAAUCAGGACGGCCUGCUGGCUCUGUCUGCUGUGGACACCGCCCUCUACACCCUACGGCCUAACUACAGGGACCCCGUUGCCAUGGCUCUGCGGACCAUCGAGGAAAGUGACCUGGGCUGCGGUGGAGGCGGUGGCAGAGACAGCGCAGAUGUCUUCCGAUUGGCCGGGCUCACCUUCAUGACCAAUGCCAAUGCCCAAGCAUCAACCAGCAGUGAAGUGUGUACAGCUGUGGUCCGUCCAAAACGAUCUGUGAGUGCAGAGGAGAAGGCUGCGAAAGCUGAGAGCUACGGUCAUCUGAAGACGUGCUGUGAACAAGGGAUGAGGUUCAUUCCAAAGAGCGUCACCUGCCGUCAGUUCUCCGAGCAGCGUUUCAGAAACCCCAAACACCGAGAGUGCAAACGCGUCUUCAGAGAAUGCUGCGAGUACAUCCAGCGCUCAAUGGAGAACCAAUACAUCCUGGGACGCCACGACUUGGGUCCGGACUUCGACCAGACUCCUCUGGUGCGGAGCUACUUUCCAGAGAGUUGGAUGUGGGAGGUGCAACCUGUCAGGUCGGGCCGGUUCUCUCUAACCAAAACUCUACCAGACUCUCUCACCACUUGGGAGAUCAAGGCCGUCAGCAUGUUCCAGAACGGUAUUUGUGUUGCGGAGCCGGUUCAGGUGUCAGUCAAUCUGCCGCUCAGCGUGAACAUCCCACUGCCGUAUCAGGUGGUCAGAGGAGAACAGCUGGAUCUCGAAGGCUCAGUGUACAACCAGCAGCCCGACAGUGUCACGUACUGCCUGACGCUGAAGGCCGGCCCGGCGCUCUGCCUGCUGAAGUCCCAGCCGGUGGCCGGGCAGGAGGGCCAGCACUCCACCACCUGCAGCAGCUGGAGCAAGCUGUCUGCAGGCGGGGUCGGCAAAGUGACCUUCACUGUGAUGGGCCUGGAGCCUGGAGAACACACCCUGACCUUUACCUUGAAGACACGCAGCCGCACACAAGACAUCGUGCAGAAGAAGCUGAGAGUGGUGCCUGAAGGAGUGAAGACAGCAAAGUUUUCUGGAGGAACACUCGACCCACAGGGACUCUAUGGUUCAGAGAAAAGAACAGUGACGCUGAAGAACCACGUGCCGGCCAACAUCGUUCCCAACACCCCCGUGGAGAGAAUGCUGACCAUCAACGGUGAGGUUCUGGGUGACUUUGUGUCCGUGGUGCACAGCGCUGAAGGCCUCCGACAGCUCGUCAACAUGCCGACCGGGUCAGCGGAGGCGGAGCUCGGUGGACUCCUCCCCCUGUUCCAGGUGUAUCAGUACCUGGAGACGACGGGGCGCUGGGAUGUCCUGGGAGGAGACAUCCAGAAGAACUCAGCGGACAUGAGACGGAAGAUCAAAGAAGGUCUGGUCAGUAUCAGUUCAUUCAGAGGUGGAGACUCGAGCUACAGCAUGUGGCUGAAGAGAGAGCCGAGCACCUGGCUCACAGCUCUGGUAGUGAAGACUCUGUCCCUGGUGGACUCCGUCGUCUCUGUGGACCAUCAGUCUUUGUCGGAGUCAGUGUCCUGGUUGAUCCGGAGAGCUCAGCAGCUGGACGGAUCGUUCAGAGACAAGUCGUCCUUCAGACCCAACAGACUCAUGGCUGCAGGCUCGGAUCCUGUUGACCAAUCAGUUUAUCUGACGUCCUUCGUCCUCAUCGCAUUACACCGAGCGACGAGCAUCAAAGACCAAAUCCUGCAGCUCCGAUUCCACGAUGACAGCAUGCUCUCGGCGCUAACUAUUUCCCAGCAUGCCCCGGGUGUGAAGAGCUAUGUGCGUGCGGUGGCAACGUACGCUCUGACUCUCCACGACACAAACAGCAUGGCAGCGUCCUCGCUGCUCGACAGCCUGGAGAAGCUGGCCCGACAGAAAGGUAACCCUCUGCUCAGGUACUGGCAGGAGUCCAGCGUGACAGCUGAUUGGCUGAAACCCGACCAAUCCAGUGGUCUGACGGUGGAGACGACGGCGUACGUCCUGCUGACCGUGCUGCUCAAGGGGAGAAUCUCGUACGCCAACCCCAUCCUGACCUGGCUGACCCAGGAUCAGCACUACGGAGAGGGUUUCUACUCCAUCCAUGACACUGUCUUGACUCUGGAGGCGGUCACAGAGUACAGUAAAAUCAUCCCUCGAGCCGCCCUCAGUCAGGACCUCAUCGUCCGCCUCAGCAGGAAGUUAGACCCGGUACGAGUCCAGCUCACGCAGAGCCGACCUGUGGCCACACCCCUCCAGGUGACGACGAAUGAUGACAUCACCGUGGCCACGGGAUACGGCAGUGGCGUGUCCAGCGUGAAGAUGAAGACAGUUUACUACGAGACCACAGCGUCCUCACAGACGUGUCACUUUGACCUCACCAUAGAGGUGAAGAGCGCCAGCAGCAGCAAUCCCAGCAGAGGUUCUCCUCAUGUGGUCGCCUGUGCAAAGUACAAACCUCCUCCUAACGAGGUGAUGACAGAGUCCAGUCUGACCGUGAUGGAGAUCCAGCUGCCCUCAGGUGUGGUGCCGGAGACGGAGGACCUGAGACAGUUCAGAGACAUUGACGAGCCGCUCAUCUCACACUAUGAACUCCAAGGAAACACCGUGGUCAUCCAGAUGGAAACCGUUCCCUCAGAGGUCUUCCUGUGCAUUGGUUUCCGGAUCACGACGGCGUUCACAGUGACUGGGAGAAGCGACUCCCUGCUGAGCGUCUACGAGCCUCAGGACAAAGGAAGUCUGUGCACCAAACAGUUCUCGCACAAGGAGGAGAAGCUUCAGCAGCUUUGUGUGGGCCAACAGUGUCAGUGCAUGACAGCGGCGUGCGCCACCUACAGGGGAAACAUCGACGGGAGUCUGACGGCAGCCAAACGAACCGACGAGACGUGUCAGUCGCACAUCAAAUACGCCUACAAGGUGACGGUGAAGUCUUCAGCAGCAGAAGGAAACUUUAUGACCUACACAGCCACCAUAGCUGAAGUCCUGAAGAACACAGAUACAGUGUUUGAAUCGAUGAGUUCAGGUACAGAGGUUUACCUGGUAAAAAAGGCCACCUGCAGUGAUGUGGACAUUCAGAACAACAAACAGUACCUGGUGAUGGGAGCCAGCGGGUCAGAAGUCAAGGUGGACGACGUCUUCAGGUUUCGUCUUCCUCUGGACUCGGACGCUCUGGUGGACCUGUGGCCGACAGAGUGUAGUUCUCCCGAGUGUUCGGACUACACUAACCAGCUGGAGACCUUUGCUCUGGACCUGCAGUUAGACGGCUGUCCGGUCGCCUCGUGAAGAGCGGAGAGGAAGUAGACGGCGUGUUAUGAGCUCAGGAAGUGUUGCUGGGUUAUAUUUGUCCUUUUUGUUUCAACAUGUCACGAUCUGACAAUAAAAGUCAAAGAAACUCA
Larimichthys crocea (large yellow croaker) is the source of this 5248-nucleotide messenger RNA. It is a transcript of the gene c5, whose product is annotated as complement component 5. The record is from RefSeq and is a predicted model, not a curated record. Gene Ontology annotation, cellular component: extracellular region. Gene Ontology annotation, molecular function: protein binding; endopeptidase inhibitor activity. NCBI's taxonomy places the organism in Eukaryota, Metazoa, Chordata, Actinopteri, Sciaenidae.